AUGACAUCAACUAAUACGCUUGAGAAUGUUACUUUACUGAAUCAACCCCAUGAUUCAGAUCAUUACAGACUGAAUAUUGAAUUGCAACUGCUCCGGAAAUCAACCGAAGACAGCAUUGCAGUAAUUGAAAAUGAAGUUCCCCUGACACCAGUGGAGGAGCCAAGUGAGUAUAUGCUAAGAAGACGUGAAGGUUCACAUGUAGUGCCAUUCACUGAGUCUCCAGGUGAUUCCCCUCGAUACGAUAGUAGAGCUUUAAUGUAUGGGUCAGAGAAGGAUCAUGCUAGUUUCCCUGACGGAGGCACACAAGCCAACCUCGUUCUACUUGGGUCCUUUAUAGGACUAAUUGCUGAUUUUGGAAUUGCAAACUCGUUGGGUGCAAUUGAGUCGUACGUUUCAUCGCAUCAAUUGAAAGACAUUUCGAAGUCACAAGUUGGGUGGGUGUUUUCAUUGCAUCUUGGUUGUAUGUAUUGGUUUGGAGUAUUUUUUGGCGAAUUUUUUGAUAAAUUUGGUGCCAAACGGCCUUUAAUUGCUGGAAAUUUCUUUAUGUGUUUGGGUUUGUUGUGUACAGCUGAGAGUCAUUCUCUUUAUCAGUUUAUCUUGUCUUUUUCCAUUGUUACAGCUAUAGGGACUUCUCUUGCGAUGUCUCCUUUGAUUGGAGUUUUGAGCCACUGGUUUUUAAAAAAACGUGCCAUAGCAUGUUCAGUAGCUACUAUUGGUGGUUUGGUGGGCUCUUCGUGCUUCACAAUAAUGUUGCAGCAAUUGUAUGGUGCAAUUGGAUUCAAAAAUGCCAUAAGAAUUUUGGCUUGUAUUUGUUUUAUUUUAAUGGCAGUGUCCACUAUAUUGGUAAAGGAAAGAAAGGUGGUUAAUGAGUCCGAGGAACUGGAAGGAAAGCCAAGUAUCUUCACUAAAAUUGCUCAAUUUUUUCAAGGUGCUUUGGAUUUUUCAGCUUUGAAAGAUAUGAAAUUUGUUUCGUUAUGCUUUGCCAUAUUUUUAAGUGAAGUUAUAUCCAUGACAACUUUGACGUACUUGGCAUCAUAUGCAUUGACUUAUAGCAUUGAUGAAACAAAGUCUUAUCUUAUGCUUACUUUAGUGAAUGUCUGUGGUAUACCUUCGAGAUUGUUGUCAGGAUUGUUGGCUGACAAAUAUGGGAGAUUCAAUGUCAUGUGUUUUUCGGCCACUUUGACCACAGUGUUUAUAUUUGGCUUGUGGUAUCCAGCAAAUAAUAUGGCCUUGUUGUUUGCAUUCAGUAUUUUGUUUGGUAUAUCGUCAUCUGCUGUAAUAUCACUAAUUCCAGCAUGCACUGGUCAAAUUUGUUCUGCUGAGAGAUUUGGCAAAGUUUACGGUACAUUGUAUUUUUUCUUAGGAUUUUUGACGAUAUUGGGGAUGUAUCUUGCCACAUUAGUUAUUGCUGAAGGAACUCCAGAGAGUUACAGCCAUUUUGUACUCUUUGAAGGUGCUUUAUCAGCCCUUAGUAUUGUUGUAUGGAUAUGGGCUAGGUUUAGUGCUGUUGGUUGGAAAUGGUGCAAAUUUUAA
This is a messenger RNA of Candida dubliniensis CD36, 1533 nucleotides long. RefSeq lists its product as uncharacterized. The transcript has a single exon. NCBI's taxonomy places the organism in Eukaryota, Fungi, Ascomycota, Pichiomycetes, Serinales, Debaryomycetaceae. Gene Ontology annotation, biological process: transmembrane transport. The record is from RefSeq and is a predicted model, not a curated record. Gene Ontology annotation, cellular component: fungal-type vacuole membrane. The coding region runs from base 1 to 1533 and encodes 510 amino acids. Gene Ontology annotation, molecular function: transmembrane transporter activity.